Messenger RNA from Akanthomyces muscarius, 5385 nucleotides. RefSeq lists its product as uncharacterized. Bases 1 to 5385 code for a protein of 1794 amino acids. Gene Ontology annotation, cellular component: cytoplasm. Gene Ontology annotation, molecular function: ATP binding; nucleic acid binding. The transcript is spliced from 5 exons. Lineage: Eukaryota; Fungi; Ascomycota; Sordariomycetes; Hypocreales; Cordycipitaceae. The record is from RefSeq and is a predicted model, not a curated record.
AUGGCGCCUUUGGACGAUGAAGCACCGCUGCUGGCCUGGUACCAGGCGCUGACGCCUCUUUCCGUUGACAUUAUCGGCGACUUUGCGGGCAAGGAGACGUUUGCAAUCCAUGGCGAGGCUCUUUUGGCGUACUGCAUUUCUGAGGCAAAGGUCAAUUGUCAAGAUGGAUUCCAGCUACUCCAUGCUAUCCACGCAGUCGAGGCUUUUCUUAGCAAUCUGAAGCGACGUGGAUGCCAAUUUCACAUUAUUUGGUUCGCCAGCCACGAACGGCUCUGCGUCCCUACAAAUUCGUCUGACGCCGCGUCCGGCUUCCACCGCCUGACUCGGGCUGUCCUGAUCAAACACCUCCAGCACUAUUCAGCCGGAAAAAAGAUCAGUUUUGAGUUUCCGGAUGUUCAGAGUGCUGAAUUUAAGGAAUAUACCAGCAAGAACUCGCUUCGCUUCUUCUUGUGCUUGGAUGGCCUUGCUUUUGACGGGAUUGCAUCGCCGUUUGCUAAAUGGCAUCUCGCCUUCAUUCAUGAAAUUGGCUCUAGAGGCUAUAGUGUCGCCCUCAUUAACAAUUUCGAGUUCAAGAGCUCAAAGGCCCUCGCUUUAAUGCUUCCACCAUCCCAAGACACCGAACAACUAAACAUUGUGGAGCCGUCAGCUCUACCGAAGACAAAACUAAAUCCCGUCGCGGAAUUGGAGGCCAAGGCCGGUGUCUCAGGCGACUGGUCGCCAUGGGAAGACCAUGCGCCACUGUCGGCAAGAGAUGCGGUCUCUCUCAGCGGCAUCUGCAAUGCGCUUUUGGUCGAUUCAAGCGAGGCAACGAAGAGGUGCUCCGCAGCAUAUUUACUUCAACUCUCAGAGCUAAGACGCUGCGAUCUUUCCCAGAGACCGUGCCCUGCAACGUCUUUUGAGCCAGCGAUACAGAAAGAUCUCGACGACUUCUUCGUUUGCUUCACGAGCAUCUGCACCACUGUUGUCGCAACUCUUCCUGAACAAGAGAACUGGGACGCUUUUGACCUCCUAGACACCCGGAUCUUUCGGCAAAUCUUGAAGAAAUUGCCGACUCUGGCGCCGACCGCCACGGUCACCAGCGAGGCAAGAAAAUUUGCCGAAAGAGUGCAUCUGCUGACAGGUGUAGACAUCUCCAAGUUCCUUCCACAAACUUCUGGCAAGGGUUUGUCGCAGUCUGCAACACCUCUGGAACAAGCAAGUGAUGCUAUCACUGCAGUCAUGCCCUUCAAGCACCCUGCUUUGGACAGUUACCUCAAGCCAGUUCACGUAGUCGCCAACGAUCUACAAAAGCCAGCGGGAGGCUCCAGGGUGUUCCGCGAGAUCUCAAAUUUGCAGAACGCCAAAAAGCCUGUCGAACCGAAAGCGCGACCUCGUCCCAAUGAUGACCCGCGUCAAAGGAUGAAGGCCCUAAAAAGACACCAGAGAUUGAUGAGAGAUAUUGUUGCCUAUUCUGCGAGUCUGACCAACUCUGUAGGUAAAACCUUGAACCCUGAAACCAUUGUGGCCGAUAUCAAAGGUGGCGGGAAUCCCGUCAAGCAAAACGGCAAAGCCGCAGGAGCGAAGUCGACGAAUUCGCAACCAUUGCGCCUAGAUUCUCAGCCCAAGAACAAAAAAGGCUCCGCCAAGGGUGGCCGCGAGAGCGCCCAUGAAGCAGCCCAGAAAAUUCAGAGAGAGAAGCUCGACAACAAGGCCCGAGAUGUCAUGAAAUUCUGGGAUGAACGCUGUCGCGAAUUCCAAACCGAGGCAAACAUGACCCGACGCCUUGCCAAAGCCAAUGCCUAUGUAGCAGGUCUUUCCAACGACGCUCGGAGUCUUAUCGGAGCCGAGAUAUAUCUGUACAUUUGCCAAAUCCUGGCGUCAAUGAUACUUGCCGCAGGACAGGAAACAGACAACAAGCUAGAGAUGGUUCUGUUUGCCAAAUUGUGGUCGGCGUUGCUUGAGGCUGGAAAACUGGAACAAUCCAGCGAGAGUCUCCGUCUCCUCAAGAAGCUCUGCAGCCUUGUCAAAAUGCCAGUAACGGCUACUGUGAGCGGAAACCACCUGCUCGAGCAGCGUAAGCUGCCAUUCUCUGAUGUCCAGACCACUGGCUUGCAGCUACCCAUGAACCCUCUGGACUUCCAGCUUGAUCAUUGUGGACCACUCUUGGAGAGAAGCUUUGACCCUGCUCCCGAUAAUCGCGUGCAGAAUUUUAUUCCCGACGCAUGGCAGCGGAAAGUACUAGAUGCCAUUGAUGCUCAAAAUAGUGUCUUUGUCGUCGCACCGACCUCUGCCGGUAAGACAUUUAUUUCAUUCUACGCCAUGAAACAAGUAUUGCAGUCGAGCGACGAUGGCAUCAUUGUGUAUGUGGCUCCCACCAAGGCACUUGUCAACCAGAUCGCUGCCGAAGUCCAAGCGCGGUUCUCCAAGUCGUACCACCACGAGGGUCGGUCUGUCUGGGCCAUCCAUACGCGCGACAACAGAAUCAACAACCCGACGGGAUGCCAGGUUCUCGUCACCGUGCCAGACAUUCUACAGAUCAUGUUGCUUGCGCCUUCGAACGCGGAGAAUGGAAAAUCUUGGUCUGCACGGGUAAAGACGAUCAUUUUUGACGAGAUUCACUGCAUUGGCCAGGCCGAGGACGGCGUCAUUUGGGAGCAGCUGCUGUUAUUGGCGCCGUGCCCGAUCAUUGCAUUGUCCGCCACUGUCGGUAAUCCGCUCGAGUUUAUGCAAUGGCUGGAAGCAUCUGAAAAGGUAAAGGGGCGUGAGAUGGAAAUGAUUGUGCACUCCUCGCGUUAUUCGGAUUUGCGCAAGUUCUUAUAUUCUCCUCCCGGGAAGGAGUUUGUAUUCAGAGGGCUCCUACCAGUUGAGGGUCUUGCUACGCCAGGACUGGAUGAAGGGAAGACUGAAGGACAGUCAUUCAACUUUAUUCACCCCAUUGUCAGCCUCACAAAUCGUAAUCGUGGAACGAUUGACGACAUUACUCUCGAGUCCAGAGAUUGCAUGACCUUGUGGCGAUGCAUGUCAAAACACCAGACCAAGGACUAUCCUGUCGACAAGGCUUUGAGUCCAGAGAAAUUCUUACCAGCCAUUGUCAAAAGGUCGGACGUGCUGGAAUGGGGAAGCUCUUUGAAGCAGACUUUGCAACUGUGGAUUGAAGACGUCAAGUCGCCGUUCUCCGCUGUCCGAAGCGAGCUAGGGUCGCGUCUGUUCAAUGCAGAUAGCGAGAACCAACUUGGCAAGAGCGCAAGUGAAACCGACUUUGAAAUCCGUUUUCCGAUUGGCCACGGGCAGAAAAAUCUGGUCACCACGGCUCUACCUCUGCUUACUGAUUUGCACGCUCGUGGAGCCCUUCCGGGAAUCUUGUUCAACUAUGAUCGAGACUUUUGUGAGGCGACUGUUGUUCAUCUUCUGAGCCAGCUCAAGGAAGCCGAGGAAGCUUGGAAAGAGUCUAGCCCGGAGUGGACAAAGACGCUCGCCGACUACAGAGCUUGGGAAAAGGCGAAGUCUCAAGCCCAAGCGAAUAAGACGGAUCCCAAGAAGCGGCCGGCGAAAACGCGCGGAGAAGACGACGAAGGGACGUCCAAAAUGGACAUGAUGCGGGACGCCAGUGUGGACGCGAGCAAAUGGGACAGCUUCGAUCCUGAUGCACCUCUUGAGCGAUUCUCUUUUGCAGAUGCAAAGAAAAUCCCUGGUUCAGAGCUAGAGCCCCUCAUCGAGCGUCUCGUCUGGGUCAACGUACAGCCAGAACUCAUCGCAGCUCUCAGGCGAGGCAUUGCGGUCCAUCAUGCGGGUAUGAACCGAAACUAUCGACAAUUUGUCGAGAUGCUCUUUCGAAAGGGAUUUCUACGAGUCGUUGUCGCCACUGGCACACUUGCCCUCGGUAUCAACAUGCCUUGCAAGACGGUCGUCUUCUUUGGGGACUCGGUCUCCCUCACCCCCCUCAAUUACCAUCAGGGAUCCGGUCGUGCAGGUCGCCGAGGUUUUGACUUGCUUGGAAAUGUCGUCUUUGUCGGAAUGCCCCUCAACAGAGCGCUCGAGAUUAUGUCCUCGAGGUUGCCCGACCUCAGCGGGCACUUUCCUCUUUCCACAACCCUGGUGGUUCGACUGCUGGGCUUGAUGCAUCAUACCAAAAACUCCGAGUACUCUACAAAGGCUAUCAAAUCACUUCUUUCCAUGUCCCGUCUGUAUCUCGGUGGGCCGUCGGAUCAGAUGGCAAUCCAGCACCAUCUUCGAUUCUCCAUUGAGUAUCUUCGCCGACAGCGGCUCCUGUCCGAGGACGGUGCCCCUCUCAAUUUCGCGGGUCUGGUCGGCCACUUGUACUUUACUGAGAAUGCUGUCUUUGCAUUUCACUCUCUGCUAAAGGAAGGGUAUUUCCAUCGUGUCUGCUCGGCCAUCGACAAAAACCCUGAGGCUGUGUUGGUGGAGCUGGUGCUGGUGCUCUCUCACCUGUUCUGCCGAAUUCCCCUCGGCAUGCAUAGUAGCGCCGCCGCCGAGGAUAGCAAAUCACAGUCUGUUAUUACUCUGCCUCCCCUUCCGGAUGGAGCAGAAACCGUUCUUCAGGCGCACAAUCAGGAGACUCUGAAAAUCUUUCGUCUGUACGUGAGCACCUUCAUUGAGCAGCACCUGAGCCAGACCCCAGAUACGAAGCUGCCCUUUACAGGGUGCGAGAUCAAAGCAGAACAGGAGCAUGGAGCUGAAUCGCAAUCCAUGGUGACCCAUCUGCCCCCAACAAAACUUCGCUCGCCCUUUGCGGCGCUGUCGGGCUUUACAGACGAGUUUGAUACGAUUCACGAGCUGUGCGCCUCUGUCCGCAGCGAUGUGUUCCUCGAGGAAUCAGCCGUGCCGUAUAUUCCUAUCUACCCCGCCGACACGGCUGGCAAGCCUUGGAACGCCUAUCUCUACGACUUUUUCAAGCAUGGAGACUUGAAUGCUCUAGUGCGCGACAACAAGAUCAAGCGUGCCGAUGUCUGGUUCCAUCUCAAGGACUUUUCGCUCAUCCUUGCAACGAUUGCCACAAGCCUGGAGAACUUUGGUCGUCUCGAUGCCAACGCGGAUGAUUCCGCCAUGAUAGAUGUGCAAGAUGCCGACGAUACUCUGCUGGAGCGCCGCGAUGAUUUACCCAACGAGGAGCAGCUUUCUUCCAACGGCGCUGAGAAAGACUCUGCGGCGCAGGCGGCGGCGGCGGCAAAGCCUAGCAAGCCCGCCAAAGUUAGCAAGAAAAAGGUCGAGCUGGACUCGUGGGAGGAUGACUCGAGCGAUGAUGGAAGUGCUUCCGAGAGUUCAGCGGAGGAGUCGGAUGGCGAGAGUGGGCAGGACGGCGGCGAAGGUAACAUGCCGCAGGUGCUCAAAGCCUUCCGGAUGCUGCAGGUGGAGUUUGAGGACAAGUUCCGCAAGGUGUGGGCCUAA